Penicillium angulare is the source of this 1575-nucleotide messenger RNA. Its product is annotated as Amino acid/polyamine transporter I. The transcript is spliced from 3 exons. Gene Ontology annotation, biological process: amino acid transmembrane transport. NCBI's taxonomy places the organism in Eukaryota, Fungi, Ascomycota, Eurotiomycetes, Eurotiales, Aspergillaceae. Bases 1 to 1575 code for a protein of 524 amino acids. Gene Ontology annotation, cellular component: membrane. Gene Ontology annotation, molecular function: amino acid transmembrane transporter activity. The record is from RefSeq and is a predicted model, not a curated record.
AUGACUCCCACCAACCAAAAAGAGGAAAGAGUUUUCUCUGAACUAGCAAAUCCCAAGCGAGGGCUGAAACAGCGACACAUUCAAAUGAUAGCCCUGGCUGGGACAAUUGGCACCGGAUUAUUCCUCGCAACAGGCAAAUCUCUAGCAAGGGGUGGCCCGCUGGGAACUUUGCUCGCAUAUUCUAUCGUGGGCACCCUCAUAUACUGCGUGGUUCUUUCAGUCGCCGAGAUGAGCGCCUUAGUUCCUCUAUCAGGUGGUAUAAUCCGACAUGCGGAGUGGUUAGUUGAUCCUGCACUGUCAUUCGCUCAAGGCUGGAAUAGCGUUUAUGCAAAUGCCAUCCUUCUACCUGCUGAAUUGGUUGCUUGCGCAAUCAUCAUCGACUUCUGGUCUCCAAUAAACCAUGCAUUGUGGAUUAGUAUCUUUGGUGCAUUUUUGAUCAUCAGCAAUACGCUAUUCAUCAGUGUGUAUGGCGAAUUAGAGUUCUUUUUCGCAUUAUUGAAGAUUGCUCUCAUAGUCGGAUUAAAUAUAAUGGUUAGCCUUUGUAUAACAUCCGGUGCAAAUCCAAAAGAAACCUCAAUCGGAUUUCAAUACUGGCAAAAUCCCGGGCCCUUUGUACAAUUUCUCAGUAUUGGUGGCUCAUGGGGACAGUUCCUUGGAUUCUGGCGUGUCGUCAGUAGCGCAGCUUAUACAUUUUCCAAUGUUGAGAACAUAUCUAUUGCAGCUGCUGAGACGCAAAACCCGCGUUACAAUAUUCCUAAAGCUGCUAAGCGUGUCUUCUGGCGGAUAUUAAUAUUCUAUUUAAUCACUAUGUUCUUCAUGGGCCUCAUUAUAUCAUCCGAUGAUAAUCAGUUGAUGUCUGAUUCUGGAGAUGCGGGGGCAUCCCCUUUUGCGAUCGCUGCAACGAACGUCGGUAUCAAAGUGGUUCCUUCCAUAAUUAAUGCUAUAGUCGUGACAAGCGCAUGGAGUGCUGCAAACUCUGCCAUGCUGGUUGGAACUAGAACACUGUACGGCCUCUCUCAGGAAGGCCAUGCUCCCGUGAUUUUCACUCGGCUAAAUCGAUUCGGCGUUCCUUGGAUUGCUGUUGCCGCUGUCGGGUCCUUUAUUGCAUUAGGCUAUAUGACUCUCUCAUCAUCUGCCUCUACCGUGUUCGAUUGGUUACAAGAACUGGUGUCUGCCGCCUCUUUAAUCCACUGGAUAAAUAUCCAACUCAUCUACUUGAGGUUUUUCUACGGCUGCAAAAGACAGAAUAUCAGUCGUAAUGAGCUUCCAUGGAAAAGUCCCUUUCAGCCCUACGCUGCCUGGCUCGCACUGACCUCCUUCGGUAUCAUCCUGCUUACCGGUGGGUUUUUCAUCUUUAUAGAUGGCCACUGGAGCCCUCGGGCUUUCGUCUCGUCAUAUUUCAAUAUACCGCUCAUUUUGACGCUCUAUUUUGGCUACAAACUCUGGCGGAAGACUCGACUUAUUCAUCUUGAUGAGAUACCCAUUCGCAUGUUUCUUAAUAUCGCGAAUGAUAAUCCCGAACAAAUACCACCUCCAGUUACUGGGUGGCGUAGGUUGAACAUCCUUUGGGGCUGA